AUGAUAAAUUUUGUUUACAAAAUUUUCAGCUUUCAGGAAAAAAUAUUGAUUGAAUUUUUGAAGCACGGCACAGUGGCGACUUCUAGCGAGACGAGCGUCGGGACGCAGCCCGGCGGCAGCGUGACCUCGAGGACGGCGUCGGAGACGCCGCAGGUGCCGUCGUCGGCGUCGUCGCAUCACCACACGGGCGCCAAGUUCCGCCACGGCCUGCUGCAGCUCAUGAUACACACCAUAGACCCCCUUCACGAUGGUCAGUAUGCAGGUAGUCCCACGUCAUUUUUUAUCUAUAUAUGUUGGUGGUAUUAUUCGUUUGUACGUUGGUUUAUUGUGUUUAUGGUGUGCGUUGUUUCUACGGGGUGUUUGGCAGGACGUUGGCGAACCUUUUAG
This is a messenger RNA of Brassicogethes aeneus, 387 nucleotides long. Lineage: Eukaryota; Metazoa; Arthropoda; Insecta; Coleoptera; Nitidulidae. The record is from the annotation of a GenBank genome assembly.